This is a messenger RNA of Marasmius oreades (fairy-ring Marasmius), 4400 nucleotides long. RefSeq lists its product as uncharacterized. The transcript is spliced from 17 exons. Gene Ontology annotation, biological process: phosphatidylinositol-mediated signaling; lipid metabolic process. Gene Ontology annotation, molecular function: phosphatidylinositol-4,5-bisphosphate phospholipase C activity; calcium ion binding. NCBI's taxonomy places the organism in Eukaryota, Fungi, Basidiomycota, Agaricomycetes, Agaricales, Marasmiaceae. Bases 172 to 4395 code for a protein of 1407 amino acids. The record is from RefSeq and is a predicted model, not a curated record.
CGCUGGGAAGGCUUUUUAUAGACGAUGGCUGCCGAGUACGCCAAACUUUUCCCUCCCCAACACGAGGACCCCCACAGAUGUUAUAAUGCUAUUCUCUUCUCACUAACUCUCAUCCAAGUCCUCCAUACGCGACCACUCGUCAAUUAAGGUCCUCAUUGUCUAACACACACCAUGCCUUCCUCUUCUACACACUCUAAACCAUCGGACGAGACGGCUUCCACAACCAGCUCAUCGUCGAAACGAAUGUCUUUCAAGCUCAAACGAGCCUCCAAUCUCUUGACAACCGCUGGGAAGCCAAUUUCAGAACUCAGGGAUCUGCUUGUUAACGACGAGAUAGAAGCUGAAGAUAAUGAGUUACCUUCCAAACCGGACUCGCUGUUUAGAAGACAUAGCUCGAACUUGGGGAGGGGUAUGAAGAAUUUCGGAAGAAGGUUCAAGGAAUUCAAGAAUGGUGGCGGUGACUCGACGUCCAGGCCAACUGAGGAAGGUGGAAAAAUUGGGGAGAACAUUGUCAGUAGUGAUGAGCAUGGACAGCAACAACGAGAUGGUACUAACUGGAUACGACAAAAGUCCAUAAACCUUUCACGCUCGUUCUCGCGCUCCUCAACUACUCCAUUGCCCCAUUCCCAAUCAUUCGAAGUCACGAACAGACCACCGAUACGAGGUCGUCACGCUCGUUCUGCUUCUGAAGCUCUGCCCAGCCGACCACCUAUACGCUUGCACAGAACUGUUUCAGGCAACGGUGGUUCCUCAGUUAUUCCCGCGCAGAAUAAUGGUAGUAGCGGCGUCUAUCCGUCCACGAUUUCAGAAAGAAUAUUGCAGAGUCCAACCACUUCAGGGUCUGGCCCGAAGCCAGAAGUGUCAGCCGCAUCAACAGCAGAUGGAGCCCCAGCACCGCCCCCAAUAACUCAUUCAUUGUCGACAGAAUCUGCCUUGGGUUCUCCAUUAAUUUUAGAAGUACCUCCUCUGUUGACAUCCGGAACACCGCUCACUAAAAUCACGGCAAGGAAGAGGCAGCGGGUUGUAGUAAGAGCCGAUUGGGAUCAGGGACGGAUAAUAUGGGAGAGUAAACCCGGUGUUUGGAAGUUUAUCCCAGUUGAAUCGAUACGAGAAAUCCGCACCGGAGCAUCUGCAUCAUUUCACUUGACGCAAUUCAAUAUAUCGCAAACGUACCUUCCCUUAUGGAUCACCAUUGUCUAUACGGCAUCUUCUUCUGCGUCGAUCACCGGUUCACCCAGUGGUGGGAGUGGGACUUUAUCACUCCCACCACCACCGAUGACUACUAGCACCAGCACGAAAGGAUCACCGUUGUUAGGAUCGAUUAGUUUACCCAGUUUGAAUGUGCUUUCUCCGAAAAUUCUCAGUGGGGCAAACGGGUUCUCUUAUUCCGCUUCAACGUACAAAUCUCUCCAUCUCCUUUGUCCGUCUGAAGAGAUCUAUCGUGCUUGGGAGCAGACGCUCAAGGGUAUGGUUGCGGUCCGAGUCAAGCUUACAGAUGGCUUGGGUUUCGGAACAGGAGACCUCAAUUCGGACCGGGAAAUGGAGGGCGUGAGGAGAGAUAUCUGGGAGAGGAGAGAGUUUAAUGGUGCGGACACGACGCCGGACUCUCGUCUAAGUUUAUCCGAGGUCUCGAGGAUGUGUUGGAGACUUAAUGUGAGGAUGGGUGAAGAAGAGUUGAAGCGGUUAUUUGCGUCUGCAGAUACUGGAAAUCGGGGAUACCUCGACUUUGAUAAUUUUAAGCAGUUUGUCAAGAUGCUCAAAGCACGUCCGGAGCUUGAUAGAUUAUACCUGAAGCUGGUUUCGAAGGCGAAGGAGAAGAGGAAGACGAAUAAAGAGAAUAAAGGGGAUGUCGGUUUGUUCACGUUUGAGGUGUUUGUCGAUUUCAUGAGGGAUAAACAAGGGUCUACUCUCCCCGAAUCCCGACUUCGAGUUAUCUUCGACAGAUACUCGGAACCCUUGUCAACUGGGUCCACCCCUCCUCAACCAUCCCCGCGAUCUGCGUCGUUACCAUUACCUCUGACGCCGCCUGCUAUGUUGUUACCAGAGAAGGAGUUAUCACUGCCUCUUCCUACGCCAGGUGGUAGCGGUUUAGAUCGGCAACAGGAAUCGACGUCGGGGUCAAGUUCUUCCCCUCCUCCUUCUGGGUCUAGCCUCAGCCCUGUUGCCACCCAUGCGAAAGAGGAGAAUUCAGAUACGGAAAUCCGCGUUAUGUCUCCCUCUUCGUUCGCUUCGUUUCUCAUGAGUUCGGAUAAUCUUGCGGUAUCGGAGCCUGUUGACGACGAGACCAUGGGUCCCCACCCACACGGCUUUGGAUUAGGACAUGUGUUGAGGCAUUUACAUAUACCUCAUCCGCAUCCAUAUCAUAAGGACAGAGAAGGUUCUUCGUCACCGUUGGAUGCCAGUUCGGAGGAGCGGGAACGGGAACGGCAGCCUCAGCCGUUGUCGGUGGUGUCUCAUGAUAUGACGAGACCGUUUUCUGAGUAUUUUAUUUGUUCGAGUCAUAAUACUUAUCUUAUCGGACAUCAACUGGUGGGAGUUAGUACUGUGGAAGGGUAUGUGAGAGCUUUGAUUGGGGGAUGUCGGAGUGUUGAGAUUGAUAUCUACGAUUCCGAUAAUGGGUUUGGGACUCCUUUGAUUUACCACGGACACACGUUUACUUCCAAGCUGAGUCUACGGGAGGUUUGCGAAGCGAUCAUGACAUACGGCUUUAUGGAAAGCGAUUACCCCAUCAUUAUCUCGGCUGAAGUUCACUUAUCGGUAGCGGGACAAUCUCAGAUGGCGAAAAUCAUGAGAGAGGUGUUUGGGGAGAGGUUGGUUACUCGUGAGAAGGAGUGGGAGAAGUGGAAGGGAAAGGAAUCCAUUGGCACCGAAAUCGAGGGGAUCUUCUCUGUUGACGAAGAGGAAGCUGAGAACGACUGUGUUGAAGAUGCUGAUCUCCGAGCGAUAUCGUCCUGGAAAAUUGAGCAAUUACCGAGUCCGGAGGAUUUGAAGGGGAGGAUAUUAUUGAAGACGAAGAACCUUCUCAUUGCUAAUGGGAGGAAGGACGUUUCUACCACGGAUGCUAAUAGUCCACCGUCGUCUUGGAUGCCUCAUACGAAUGGUCAUGUGGAAACGACGACAUCGUCUACGAGUGAUACGGAUGGCGGAGCUGUGUUCAGCGACCUGGAACAGAAAGCUCGAACGAUACUCGAACGUGUCCGGUCGACAGGGAAAUCAUCCUCACCCUCAUAUGCUUCUGCAUCCGCCAGUGAGAGCUCUGGUUCUCCUAGCGGAGGAAUCCUCUCUCGCAGAAGAUCAUCUGGGGCCAAGCCCGUCUUAUCCUCGUCCAACUCGGAGGUGGCCCCCACUCAAAGUUCACCCCAGAAGCAAAAAGUGAAGAAGAAGGAGAAAGUGAAGAUGUCUCCGGAUCUCGUGCCUCUGCUGGUUUAUACGGUGGGCGUUAAGUGUCGGGGUAUUAAUAAGAAGGAGAUAUAUGCACCGGAGGAGAUGUUUAGUUUAAGUGAGAAAAGGGCAGAGGGGAUGUUGAAGACGGGUUCUGCGCUGGAUGUCAUCAAACAUACCCGCUCGCAUUUGGUCAGGAUAUAUCCCAAGGGGAUGAGAGUGUCUUCCAGUAAUUAUGAACCACAUCGGUUUUGGGUGAUGGGUGCUCAGUUGGUGGCGAUCAACUGGCAGACGUUUGACACCGGAUACACUAUCAACCACGCAAUGUUCCAGCGUAACGGCCGAACGGGAUACGUUCUCAAACCUUUGGCUUUGCGUAUGCCUCAAUCACAAAAGGAGAUUUUGUCCAAGGAAACUCAGCAUUUCUUCGACGUGACGGUGGUCAGUGCUCAGCAUCUUCCGCGGAGGGAGGGUGAGAAGGAGGGGAAGAAGGAUUCAUUGAAGAAGGAAGGGAAAGAUACGGGUGUGGACCCGUAUGUUGAAGUGUCGCUUCAUGUGCCUGAUUGGAACUCUGUGGUUGCUUCUUGCACUGCUGGAACGUCUUUCCCUUCGAAACCCUCUACUCUCAGCCCGCCCAAAUCACCACCCUCGUCUCCUCCAUUAGGCAGAUCGGCAUCUACGUCAGGGAACGGUGGGAGCGGUGGUACUAGUGCAACGACCAUUACUUAUCGUACUAGCGUGGUGAAGAACAAUGGCUUCAAUCCGGUUUGGGAAGAGAAGCUUAGGAUCCCAUUCAACUGUGUCGGGGAACCUCAGAGUGGGAUGAAAGAUCUGAUAUUUGUCAAGUUCGCAAUCAAAACACAGUCUAAAGGAGACAAAGAAGACGAAACUCUUGCCGUGUUCUGUGCGAGUAUGAGUUGUUUAAUGACCGGGUACCGCCAUCUACCCCUCUACGAUGCCCAAUUAUCGCAGUACCUGUAUUCGACGUUGUUCGUCAGGAUCGGGUUCUCGUGAACGGC